Messenger RNA from Drosophila simulans, 943 nucleotides. Its product is annotated as C-type lectin 37Da. Lineage: Eukaryota; Metazoa; Arthropoda; Insecta; Diptera; Drosophilidae. Bases 40 to 612 code for a protein of 190 amino acids. The record is from RefSeq and is a predicted model, not a curated record. The transcript has a single exon.
AAAGGGUACGAGAGGCCAGGCGAGGGUCAGUUACCCAAGAUGUCGUCGACCAAGUUAGUUUGCAUCGCACUGGUCAGCCUGGUUUUUGGCCAAGUUUAUUUAGUGGCCAGCGAGGAAACCAUUGCUGUUUGUCCCACCAACUUCACCCAGGUGGCGGAUAAGUGUCUCCUGGUGGAUGGUAGUUGGAAGAACUUCUACGAGGCGGAUCGCCAUUGUCGAUCCCUUAACGCCGGACUUUUGAGCAUUAGCAAUCCAACGGAGUUCAAUGUCAUCAACGAAUGGCUGCCGAUCGUUGCACCCUACCAGCCGGAGUUCUGGACAUCCGGAAACAAGCUGGGCGGAACUUCCGAUUACUACUGGCAGAGCACUGGAGAGAAGGCCCUCUACCUUCCCUGGCAGACUGGUCAACCCACUCCCACCACCGGUGAUUGCCUCAUACUGUUGGCCAACGUCAACAUGACUGCCGAAGGGACCACAUUGAGCGAGCACCGCUUGUCCGUGAGGAACUGCACCAAAUGGGUACCCCACGUCUGCGAGGCCCCACUGCAAAUCUUCAAGACCCAGCUUUGCCUUAACACUACUGCUUUCUUCGAGGCCAAGGUGCCCGCUUAGGUCAAUUGAAGGGUUUUCUCCUAAUUGGCCAUGGUUGUUUGUUUUUCUAUAUGAUCAAUCGUUUUUAUAUGAAUACAAACAUUUAUGGUUUAAAAUAAAAAUUUCAAAAUUUGCAAAUUAAGCUUUAGAUUAUCUCUAGUCAAUAUUUCAUCUAAAAGUAAAUGUUUAUUGCCACUUUUAAGCACUUUAUCACGAAGCAAGUUUAUAAUAUGCGCUUUUAAGUUGCAUAAAAUAAAAUAAAGUUAUAAAUUAAAUCGUCAUGUUAGCUUAGGUGAUUACAUUGUAUAACAAUAUUUUAAGAAUAGAUUAAAAAGUGUUAAAUGAUAUGUUA